AAGGGAUUCUGAAUCAAGUACAUCAUCAGUAGUUAGAAGGAUGAAAAAACAUAGUAUCCAAUCUCAAGAUUUGCCAGAAAUUAUAGAAGAAGAUAUAUCAGAUAUAGAUGAUAAUGGAAACGGUAAAGAUAAUCGUCCAAUAGACCAAAGCACUAUCCCUUCAGAAAAAGAAUCCCGCAAAAGACCUAGCGAAGAUACCACUAAAAAUAAAUCAUUCA
Messenger RNA from Racocetra persica, 218 nucleotides. Lineage: Eukaryota; Fungi; Glomeromycota; Glomeromycetes; Diversisporales; Gigasporaceae. The record is from the annotation of a GenBank genome assembly.